Messenger RNA from Lactuca sativa (garden lettuce), 1665 nucleotides. The record is from RefSeq and is a predicted model, not a curated record. NCBI's taxonomy places the organism in Eukaryota, Viridiplantae, Streptophyta, Magnoliopsida, Asterales, Asteraceae.
AUGCCGCAAGUUGCCAUUGGUGGUUUUCUUGGAAAAAGACCAAGAUCUAAUCAUAAUGAAAGUGGUGAAGGAUCUUCCCAAACACCAUUCACCAAUCAAUCAAUUCCUUCCGUUUCUAAUGCAAUUCCACAAACACCAUGCUCUAAUGAAUCUAAUGAAACUAUUGAUUUGAAAGAUCUUCCAAAGGACCCGGCGGAUAGGCCAAAGAUUACAAGUUAUAAAUCAAAUGUAAGAGAUGAUGUAAGAAGAGCUUAUUUGCUUCAAGGGCCUUGUCAAAUAAUGUCACAUAAGUUUCCAAAAAAGAAAAUAGGUGAUAGAUUAAGAAGCUUCGUUCCUUCAUGGUUUGAAGAUUUUGAUUGUUUAGUGUUUCCUGGUCAUGACGAGUCGGUUAACUCGGAAAAUAGAGGGCUUUACAUUGAAGUGCUAAAAGCCAUGCGAGAGACUAGUGAAGAUAUUUUCAACAAUACUUUAGAAAAUGCUCCUAAAAACAAUCAACUUAUUUUCCCAAACAUUCAAAAGGAACUUGUGCAAUUUUUUUCACAAGAAGUACAUUGGAGUAUUCGCCAAGAGAUUAGUCUUGGCUUUGUGACGGAAAGAUUCAUUGGACUUGUUCACGUGAAGGACACAUCCUCUUUGACACUAAAAAAUGCCAUAAAUGAAGUACUUACAAGUAAUAAGUUGAGUUUUAAUCAGAUAAGAGGACAAGGUUACGAUGUGGCUAGCACUAUGCGAGGGGAAUUCAAUGGUUUCAAAGAUUUGAUAUUACAAGAGAAUGACACGGCUUUUUAUGUACAUUGCUUUGCACACCAACUUCGAUUAGUGGUUGUGGCUGUAGCAAAAAAGCAUGAUGGUGUUAGUGAUUUUUUGAGCAAAUUUUGUUGGUGGUUAAUGUUGUUUGUGCCUCAUGUAAAAGAAAAUACUUACUAUGAGAACAAGCAAGAGAAAGGGUGCAAAAAGGAUUACGUAGUGGUGAACUUGAAACGGGGAAAGGUGUUAGAUUUUGUGAAAGAAAAAGGUGGGUCAUUAGCAAACCGUCAACAAGCGUCCGGAAUCUUAUCAUAUUUUAAAUCAUAUGAGUUUGUGUUUUACUUAUAUAAGAUGUAUGAGAUUUUACGUCUCACGGGUACAUUGUCAAAGCAACUUCAAAGAAAAGAUCUAGACAUUUUAGAAGUGGCUUCGAUGGUUAGAGGGACAAUGGAGGGAUUGAAAGUUUUAAGAAACACGGGGUUUGCUAGCAUUUUGCCAAAGGUUGAAAUCUUCAAUACGGUGGUGGAUAUGCAACUUCUAGAAUAUCAGGAUCAAUUUAGUGAAACAACCACCCAACUACUAGAAUACAUGGGUGCUUUGAGCCCUUGUGAUUCAUUUGCACAAUUUGACAAAUCAAAGUUGUUGAAGUUGGGUGAGUUGUACAAGUAUGACUUUGAUGAUUUAGAUAUGAUAGACCUUGAAGUACAACUUGACAUAUUUUAUCACUAUUGCAUCAAAGAUGAGCGCUUCACUACUUUGAAAGGAAUUUCCGACCUUUCUCGUUUGAUGGUUAGCACGGGGAAACAUCGGUCUUAUCCUUUGGUUUAUAAGCUUUUAAAGUUGACUUUGAUAUUACCCAUAGCCACUGCAAGUGUAGAAAGAUGUUUUUCGAAGUUGAAACUCUUGAAGACCAACUAG